Somion occarium is the source of this 3409-nucleotide messenger RNA. The record is from the annotation of a GenBank genome assembly. NCBI's taxonomy places the organism in Eukaryota, Fungi, Basidiomycota, Agaricomycetes, Polyporales, Cerrenaceae.
AUCUACCACCAUUCACCUCACUGUCGCCUGAUCAUCCAACUAACGUCUUGCCAUCAUCAAAGGAUCUACACUCACAUCAACUACUGAGCCGAACGCCCGCUCUCAGCUCUGUUUCCACACUAUCCAGUGUCCUCUAUUCAAUUGCCAACAGCGACAGCGGCUCAGGCCAAUAAACGCAUAAAGCUCCUUGAACUUGCUGGUCUGAACGCACCAAAAAGCAGACAAUAAGUCAUACAUGUUCUGGAGAUUUGGCUUCCAUAAUGCAUCUACUAUCGACAGCUUACUCGACAAGGAGGAUAUCUCGCUCGAGGCAAUUCUAGAUGAAGAUGAACUACUCCAAGAAUGCAAAGCCCAGAAUACAAGGCUUAUCGACUAUUUUUCGCGUGUCGACGUAUUGCAGCGGUUGCUGGGCUACGUUACCGGUCAGAUAGAGGGGGAGGACAAGGGUGCAUUCAAAUAUCCCUAUGUCGCCACCGAAGUCCUGUGCAGCGAGAUAUGGUCUAUAGUCGAGACGUGCCUCAAUAAUUCGGAGCAAUUGUUAACGCCAUUCUGGGAGACAGUACUCGACAGGUCAUCCGAGGAUAUGAAGACUCAGAUGGUGAUGGCAUCCCAUUUUGCCAAAAUUAAUGCCGUGUUUCUGAGCAAAAAGCCUGCCGAGAUGCUCGCUUUCAUUCAAGCACAACCCAACGUGGUCGACAGGUCACUUCGUCAUAUUGAAACGCCACCGUUCGCCGAUCUUCUAGUGCGCAUCAUCCAAUUAGACGAACUACCGGCUGGUGCAGGUGUCCUAGAAUGGCUGUCUCAAGAGAAUCUCAUGUUCAAACUGAUAGACCUUUUAGCACCUUCACAGAGUGCGAAUAUGCACACAGUCGUCGCCGAUCUUAUCAAGGGUAUCAUUUCUAUGGCGGCGCCUUCCCCUGCUGCAGGUCUUUCGGAUGGAAUGGGCAAUGGCCCUGCUUCAAAUCGCUUUGCACGGGAAUUGGCACAUCGGGACAGUGUGGCGAAGCUCACAAGCUACAUCCUAAGCGACUUUCCCAAGCCCCCAAAUAAAACUGGCGACUCAGGUAAAGACAACGAGGAUGACGCUGAGCCGCCGCUACCAAACGCGGAGUCAACGACAUCCAGUAUUGUACAGUCAAUAUGCAUCAUCAUCGAGCUGAUACGACAGAACAACUCUGACUACUUCGAACCAUAUCUCUUCCAUACCCUACGUAAUCGGCUCAUUCAUGUUCAGCAACAAUUACAGAUGCAUACCCAAGAUGGCCGCGCAGCUCUAGAAAAGGCUAUGAAAGAUAUGGUGAACCGCAUGGGUGUCGUUCACCUCGGGCCUGUCUUGGAGAUCAUGAUUGACAAAUUGGAGGACCUUCAAAAGUACUUGCGGAAUCCCCGUUCUAUGAAAGGACCGGUCUUAACGACCGUUGGGGCACUGACACCAUUAACCUUCGAACGAUACCGGAUAUGCGAACUCUAUGCCGAACUUCUGCAUUGCUCAAAUAUGUCUCUCUUGAACCGCCCCUCGGAAUACGACCAUUUAUAUGAUGCGGAAGGACGUCUUCAAGGUGGCCUUUCUGCUCUCGAGGAACUCGCCCAAGUGAUCGCAAUCGGUGCCGGCAACGAGCGAGACGGGGAAGGCAUGGACGACGAGAGCGACGAAAUCGAGCCUGCUCACGAGUUUCCUGUCUCAACUGCUUCUCAUGACUCUGUCUCACUUGACUCGGAUGACGACAUGAGUGGGGACGAACCAGACAGCUCUGACGACGAAGCCAUGGAGGACAUCGCAAUCCACGACGAGUCUAAUGAAUUUAGUCACAGCACUUCACCGCUUCCUGAAACACCACUUGAGAGAUUUCCUUCUUCCUCGCUAUCUGAUCCAACUUCGUCGCUGGCGGCGCGAAGAAGUAAUUCUGGUUCGGAUUCCGGUAACUCAACUGCCCGCCCUCGGUCAAGCAGUUCUCGGAGGAGUACACAUAGGUCGAGUACGAUGGGUAGCCAGAAUAAUAUUAGUGGCCCGCUCGUUCUUGGAGAACGGUUGAAGCAAAAAUUCCUCGAUACGAAUGUCGCUUCGACACUUCUGGACCUCUUCUUCGACUUCCCUUGGAAUAACUUUCUGCACAGUAUCGUUUACGACCUGAUACACCAAGUCCUCACAGGUCGUGUAGAUGGUGGCUACAACAGGGAACUCACGAUUGGUCUAUUCAGAGAUGCUCGAUUACUGCACCGCAUCAUCGAGGGCUCAAAACGGAAUGACAUUGAGAGCGCAAAACCUAAAGGCGUUCGGUUAGGCUAUAUGGGCCACCUAACCCUCAUCUCCGAAGAUGUGAUCAACGCCCUCGAACAUUUUCCUCCCGAAUUACGUCUCAUAAUCGCUCAACAUGCUCCUCAACCCGAAUGGGAUGAGUACGUCACUGGUCGGUACAAAGAGACCAAGAAGAAGGAUUCAAGUCUUCUUGGAGGUGGAAAACCUGUCAUCGCACCCGGCAUGCGUGGCGCGGCUCAGUGGAAAGUUGAUGAGGCGGAUACUGGGGCAGCCACUAAUGCAGAGCGGGAUAGGGAGGCUGAACAGGAGGGUAGGGGAGAGCUGAGGAGGAAUAUUAGAACCGCCAGGGAAGGUAGUGCUGAUUUCGGUGCGGCUCCAAUGGAGGAAGACGAUGAUGAUGAGUUCCAUGCUGGGCCUCCACAUUUCGCUCGCUACCUCGCGCAAGAGAUGCAAGGGUCGUCAGAACAUUUCUCUUCCGAUGAGGCAUCAGAUGACGAUGAAGAUGGCGGUUGGCUCGCACACUCAUCAUUCGAGCUUCGACCACCUCCAACGAUAUCCACUCGCCAGCAUAACGGGCCGCAGAGAUCACCCAGUCGCAGUGGCUUCGACGACUCAUUCGCUCCCACGUCGUCAUCAACGGAACCAACAUAUUCAGAUCCUUUCGACGAUGAUACUUUUGGACCCUUCACAGAUGCCGCCGCAGCGCCAAGCACAUCUACUACCGAUCCAUUCGGACUCUCGUCAUCAGGGGGCGCGACAGAGGAGAUGAUCGAAGAGUCUUCAUUUGACAACUUCGGCGACUUUGGAGACUUCCAGAGUGCUGGCACUGUAGAAAGUGUCGGCACAUUGUCACCGACACCAGGGAGCUGGAGUUUUGACAGCGUUUCGAGUACGAGCUCGUUGGAUGAGCAUCUAGGACCUGGGCGAGUAAGUGAAUCACCCAAAGAGCAUGAACGGACUGGUAGAGACGCAUAGCAAUACAAUACUUCUUUACUCGUUUGUUUCGAUGUCUGUUAGGAAGGAAUUCCAGCUGUGGUUCGAUAUUGUACAUAUUUGGGUAUUCGUCAAGAAAGAAAAGCUUGUAAACUUAUAAUCCUCUUGUCUCUUUGCACGACCCAACUGCACUGUUCAAAGCUUCAUUAAGCUUCAAAU